Molecule: messenger RNA, 1728 nt
Organism: Candidozyma duobushaemuli
Lineage: Eukaryota; Fungi; Ascomycota; Pichiomycetes; Serinales; Metschnikowiaceae
Gene: HIS7
Product: imidazoleglycerol-phosphate synthase
Exons: 1
Coding region: 1-1728 (575 amino acids)
Biological process (GO): L-histidine biosynthetic process
Molecular function (GO): imidazoleglycerol-phosphate synthase activity; oxo-acid-lyase activity
Source: RefSeq, a predicted model, not a curated record
AUGACUAAGGUUCACAUCAUUGAUGUUGAGAGUGGAAAUUUGAGAAGUUUGAAUAAUUCCAUUGAGUACAUUGGUGACUAUGAAGUGGUUUAUAUUCGUAAUCGCGAUGAUUUCAGCACAUUGGACAAAGAGAUCACUCAUUUGAUUUUCCCCGGAGUUGGAAACUUCGGUCACUUCGUGAGAGAGCUCAUUAAACGGGAUCUUAUGGAGCCAGUUAAAAGAUAUGUCAACGAAGGUCGGAAGCUUAUGGGAAUAUGUGUUGGCUUGCAAUCACUAUUCUCUGAAUCAGAAGAAAGUGAGGGAAUAUGUGGAAUGAGCCUCUUGGACGUGAAAUUAACGAAGUUCGACACCAGUGAUCCUACCUUCAAAACUAGAGGUUUACUCAAAUCAGUUCCACACAUAGGAUGGAACACUGUCCACAGUUUGACACCUUCAAAGUCCGAUAGAUGCCUCUAUGGAAUGAAUACGCAGGACAAAUACUACUUUGUUCAUUCUUACGCUGCUAAAGUUGAUACGCCGAGGAUACAGAAUUUGAUUUCUAAAGCGGAAGAUAGUGGGUGGAGAUUUGGACUCUCAAAAUAUGGGUCCGAAACGUUCGUAGCAGCUAUUUCAAAAGGUAGCUUUUUUGCUACACAAUUUCACCCCGAAAAGUCUGGCGUUGCUGGCCUUAGAGUUAUAAAAGCUUUUUUGGAGGAUAGUGCUGAUGAAAUAAUAAACACCACUUCAAGCACUCCCUCUGGACUCCCAUCUCGGAGGAUUAUUGCAUGUCUUGAUGUCAGAACAAACGAUCAGGGUGACCUUGUGGUCACGAAAGGUGACCAGUACGAUGUACGCGAAAAAAGUGGUUCUUCGGAUGGGUCCGUGAGAAAUCUCGGUAAGCCAGUGGAACUUGCCCUCAAGUACUAUGAGCAGGGGGCUGAUGAGAUCACAUUCUUGAACAUUACCUCCUUUAGAGAUUCUCCCUUAACCGAUCUCCCCAUGUUGGAAGUUCUCAGGCAAGCAGCAAAGAACAUAUUUGUUCCAUUAACUGUGGGUGGUGGCAUCAAAGAUAUGAAGGACCCCGUGAGUCAAGAAAUGGUGCCCGCAUUAAAAGUCGCAGAAUUAUAUUUCGCUUCAGGUGCUGACAAAGUGAGCCUUGGAUCCGAAGCAGUGACAAUUGCUGAACAGUACUAUCAGGCGGAUAAAAUUAAAUCCGGAUCAACUGCUAUAGAGCAAAUUUCACACUGCUUUGGAAACCAAGCUGUUGUCAUAUCGAUUGAUCCGAAGCGAAAAUUCGUCGGCUCUCUAACGGAAACUUCCAUGCAAUGUAUUGAGAUAAGUGACCCAAGCAAAUUUGGUCCCAACGGGGAAAAGUAUUGCUACUAUCAAGUGACUUCUCAAGGUGGUCGGAAACUUCAUGAAAUUGGAGCUCUUGAAGUUUGUUUAGCAUGCGAGGAUCUUGGUGCUGGUGAAAUUUUGUUGAAUUCGAUAGAUCAUGAUGGAUCUAACAAAGGAUUCAACUUAGAGCUUUUGAGACAGGUGAAGGAGAACGUGUCUAUUCCAGUAAUUGCCAGUUCGGGUGCAGGUUGUCCAAGCCAUUUUGCGGAGGUAUUCGAGAUGGACUGUGGAAUUGACGCAGCUUUAGGUGCUGGAAUGUUUCAUCGUGGGGACUACAAGGUUGCGGAUGUAAAAAAGUACCUACUCAGUCAGGGAAUGGACGUUAGGUCAGAAAUGGAUAUGUCAAUAUGA